Molecule: messenger RNA, 3000 nt
Organism: Erythranthe guttata (spotted monkey flower)
Lineage: Eukaryota; Viridiplantae; Streptophyta; Magnoliopsida; Lamiales; Phrymaceae
Source: RefSeq, a predicted model, not a curated record
AUGUCUAACAAUCAAACAAAUUUGGAAGACACACAUAGGGAGGUUGAUCCAAAGUUUAUGAUGGAGGCGUUGAUGAGUGAGAUGAAGAGAUUCGUGAGGGAAGAGAUGGAGCAGAUUCAUGAGCGGAUGGAUCAAAUGGAGAAUUCACGGCACGAGUUUCCCCAAACCAUUCCUAACAUGCAAAGGAGAGGACAAGCUCCACCUAGAGAGGCUAGGGCACAAGAGGAUGAGUAUUACAGUGAUGACUUCGAUGACCAACAUUCCGUUGCUGUAAAUCGAAGGUUUGGAGCGAGGGUUCGUGAUGCUCGAAACCGCGAGGAUAACAAUUUGGGAAACAUAAAGGUGAAUAUACCAUCGUUUCUCGGCAGAAACGAUCCUGAAGCUUACAUUGAGUGGGAGCGAAAGAUGGAGCUGUUGUUUGAUUGUCACAAUUACUCGGAACACAAGAAGGUGAAGUUGGCAGCGAUUGAAUUCUCCGAUUAUGCCAUCAUUUGGUGGGAUCAAUUGGUGCUGAAUAAGAGGAGAAAUAGGGAGAAUCCAGUGGCAAUCUGGGACGAGAUGAAAUCCCUAAUGAGAAAGCGGUUCGUGCCAAGCUACUACUUCCGGGAUUUGUAUCAAAAGCUACAGAAUUUGAAGCAAGGAAAUCGGAGUGUUGAAGAGUACUUUAAGGAGAUGGAAAUUUCAAUGAUCCGAGUAAAUAUUGAGGAGGAUCGGGAGGCUACUAUGGCAAGGUUCUUGGCAGGGCUGAAUAGAGAGAUUGCUAACGUAGUGGAGUUGCAACAUUAUGUUGAGAUGGAGGACAUGGUACACAUGGCCAUCAAGAUUGAGAAUCAGCUCAAGCGGCGGGGUAACAAUCCACGACCAGCCCCUAGUUCGAGUUCAUCUUGGAGGCAUAAUGGUGUUAGCAAAGAUGAGAAGCCAGCUAUGAUUAAACCCAAUUUCGAGCCAAAGCAAAACACUACCAGCCAUGCAGCCCAAGGUAAAAUCGAUUCUAAUACAACUCGGAAUCGUGAUAUAGAGUGUUUUAAAUGCCAUGGCAGGGGUCACAAAGCAAACCAAUGUCCAAACAAGAGAGUUAUGCUGCUGCGUGAUGAUGGUGGGUUUGAGACCGAAGAAGAGGAGGAUUCCACACCACCACAAGAGGAUGAUGGAGAAGAAGAAUAUGCAGCACAUGGUGAACUUUUGGUUGCAAGGAGAGCUCUAAACGUGCAAGCAAAGGGAGAUGAAGAAGCACAGCGAGAAAACAUCUUCUACACUAGAUGUCAUGUUCGAGACAAGGUGUGUAGUAUGAUCAUUGAUGGAGGGAGUUGCACCAAUGUUGCUAGCACUACGAUUGUGGAGAAGUUAGGGCUGCCUACAACCAAACAUCCACAACCAUAUAAGCUGCAAUGGCUUAAUGAUAGUGGAGAAUUGAGGGUGAACAAGCAAGUGUUAGUAUCAUUUCGCAUUGGGAGGUACGAAGAUGAGGUACUGUGUGAUGUUGUUCCGAUGCAAGCUGGACACUUGUUACUUGGUCGACCGUGGCAAUCUGAUCGACGGGCCAAGCAUGAUGGUUUCACCAACAAGUACUCAUUUGCGUUCAACCAAAGAACAAUCACUCUAGUUCCUUUAACGCCACAGCAGGUCCAUGAGGAUCAAGAAUUUGAUGAUGUAUUCCCAGAGGAGCUACCACCGGGGUUGCCACCCAUUCGAGGCAUUGAACAUCAAAUUGACUUUGUGCCAGGAGCUUCUAUUCCAAACCGACCAGCCUACCGAAGCAAUCCCGAGGAGACUAAGGAGAUACAAAGGCAGGUCACGGAGUUGAUGGAAAGAGGGCACGUGAGGGAGAGCAUGAGUCCGUGUGCUGUUCCGGUACUUUUGGUGCCUAAAGAGGAUGGAAAGUGGAGAAUGUGUGUCGAUUGUCGAGCAAUCAACAAUAUAACGGUAAAGUAUCGUCAUCCUAUUCCACGCUUAGAUGAUAUGUUAGAGGAAUUGCAUGGUGCUUGUGUGUUUUCAAAAAUCGAUUUGAAAAGUGGGUAUCAUCAAAUAAGAAUGAGAGAGGGUGAUGAAUGGAAAACUGCUUUCAAAACAAAGUAUGGUUUAUAUGAGUGGUUAGUUAUGCCGUUUGGGUUAACUAAUGCCCCUAGUACUUUCAUGCGAUUAAUGAACCAUGUUUUGCGAUCUUUCAUUGGUAAAUUUGUUGUAGUUUACUUUGAUGACAUUCUUAUCUAUAGCAAAAAUCUGGAUGAUCAUGUUGUGCAUUUGAAAUCCGUUUUACAUGCGCUUAGGGAAGAGAAGUUGUAUGCUAAUUUGCAGAAAUGUACAUUUUGCACGGAUAAGCUUGUCUUUCUUGGUUUUGUUGUGAGUGCACAAGGUAUUCAGGUUGAUGAAGAAAAGGUUCGAGCUAUCCAAGAAUGGCCAAGUCCGACGAGUGUAGCGAAUGUUCGAAGUUUUCAUGGCCUUGCUGGUUUCUAUAGGAGGUUCGUGAAGGAUUUUAGCACAAUUGCAGCACCAAUGACCGAGGUGAUAAGGAAGAAUUUGGUGUUCAAGUGGGGGGACGAGCAAGAGAAAGCAUUUCAAUUAAUUAAGGAGAAGUUAACCAAAGCUCCUUUACUCGCUCUACCAAAUUUCGCGAAUACAUUCGAGAUCGAGUGCGAUGCUUCCGGAGUAGGCAUAGGCGCUGUUUUGAUGCAAGAGGGACGGCCGAUUGCAUAUUUUAGUGAGAAGUUGAGUGGGGCAGCCUUAAACUACCCGACUUAUGAUAAGGAGCUGUAUGCCUUGGUUCGAGCUUUAGAGACGUGGCAGCAUUAUCUUUGGCCUAAGGAGUUUGUGAUUCACACGGAUCAUGAAUCGUUGAAGCACUUGAAGGGACAACACAAGCUGAACAAGAGGCAUGCCCGAUGGAUGGAAUUCAUUGAGACAUUUCCUUAUGUCAUCAAAUACAAGCAAGGUAAAGAGAACAUUGUAGCUGAUGCACUGUCUCGAAGAGUACACUAUUUGGCUCAUUACUUUCUCAUCUGA